AUGAAAGUAAUUUCUGCCACAAAGUUUAUUCUAUUUGCUUUGGCUACACUGGUCUUUCUAACAUCGAAGAGUAUAUGCCUAGAUGAACCAUUGAAGUUCAGUUUGCAAAGCAGAGAAGACAAUGAUAAAUAUUUUGAGAUUAAAGACAAUACCUUGGAAGAAAAGCAGAGGAGUCUCAAUUUUGAAGAAAUGAGAGACUGGGGAUCAAAAAAUAUAAUUAAAAUGAGCCCUCCGACAGUAAACAGGAUGCCAAAUUCAGUUACUAAUUUACCUCUUAGGUUUGGAAGAAAUUAUCCAGAAGAAAGAAGCAUUAAGCCAAUGGCUAAUUUGCCUCUGAGAUUUGGGAGAGCUUUUGGAGAGAACAUACCUAGGUGUGCUCCAAAGGUAUCACAGAGGCUUGGGAGAUAUCCACUUUUUAAAAGUUCCAAUCAAUCACCUUUAAAAUUGCUGCAGAAAUUUGGGAAGCCACUGCCUGUCAGACUGUCUCAAGAUGUUCAGGAAUCUGAACCAGGUAAUAUGACACAAGUGUUCAAACCAUAUAUUAAAAUGCAUAUUAAGUCAUAG
This is a messenger RNA of Calypte anna (Anna's hummingbird), 564 nucleotides long. RefSeq names its product neuropeptide VF precursor (gene NPVF). The coding region runs from base 1 to 564 and encodes 187 amino acids. The record is from RefSeq and is a predicted model, not a curated record. Gene Ontology annotation, molecular function: signaling receptor binding. NCBI's taxonomy places the organism in Eukaryota, Metazoa, Chordata, Aves, Apodiformes, Trochilidae. Gene Ontology annotation, biological process: neuropeptide signaling pathway; negative regulation of gonadotropin secretion. The transcript is spliced from 2 exons.